UGCGGGUGCGUGUGCCAUUGCACACUUCCUGCGGGCUGUGCGCCCUCCCGCCGCCGGUUUCCGGCAGCUGACAGCAGCCGAGCCGCCGCCGCCUCCUCCGGGAGCGGGGCCGCCACCCCCGGCACGGCGCCUGCAGGUGAGCAGCAAGCAUGAGCUUGGCAACACGCAGACAUAAGUGCCAAGACCCUGUGAUCUGAACCACAUUUUCAGCUGACUUCCCAGCGGCGAGGGGUUGUUGAUACUCUACCAUGGAGGACUGCCUUCACACCUCCUCCGAAAACCUCUCCAAGCUGGUGAGCUGGGCUCACAGCCAUGGGACCAUCUGCAGCCUCAUCCCCAACCUCAAGCACCUGCUUUCCGAGGGGACCCAUGGUAACCUGACAGCCAUGUGGGGCUGUAGUGCUGGCCAUGCCUACCACUGGCCCCUGGCUGCCACUUGCCGGGCUGGCUCCCAGGAGCGUGUUUGCUUCCAGGACAGCCGCAGCUUCAACUCAGACAGCCCCAGCAUGCUUGGAGUGCCGUCAGAGACUCAGGCAAGCCCUCUGGAACGCUACCCAGGACGGCCAGGGAAGACAAAGCUGGACUGCACCCGCACCCGUGACUCCUGCGACUUCUCGUACUGCAGUGAGCCAUCAGAGCUGGGCGAGCCCGUGGAGGAGUAUGAGGAUGAGGCCACCCUCUUCGACAUGGUCUGUGAGUCUUCUGUCACUGAUGAGGACAGCGACUUCGAGCCGCAUCCCCACCGGGCCACCGCCGGCCCCCGCAAGCGGCCGGCUGCCAUCCUGCCCACCACUGCCCAGGCACAGCCUGCCGAUGAGGGUGGCAGCGAGGUGCUCCUCAAGAAGAUCAAGCAGGAGCUGCCAGAGGACUACUACAUUGUGGCCAACGCUGAACUGACAGCCGGUGCCGAUGGGCCAGCCCUGGCCCUAACGCAGAUGUCCAAGCCUAAGCCGCAGGUGCAGGCUGGACCCUCCUGCCUGGGUGCCACCAGGACCCUGGCCCAGCCAGCUGCGGGUCCUGACCCCGACCCCCAGCGCCUCUCCACCUCCCCCCCGUGCCCACCCCGGCUGGUCACACAGCGGCCGCCCCGGGGCCCCUUGGCCUCCCCAGCACGGGGGGCAGGCGGCAGCCCUGUGGCUGCCCUACAGGUGCCAGCCACCAGCUCCAACACCACCGCCGGGAAACCCAUCAGCAUCCCUCUCUCAGCCCUGCAGCUGCCUGGUCAAGAGGAGCCUCCGGCCACUGAGGAGAUCCUACCACCCACCCCGCAGCUGGUUGCAGGUGGUGAGGCAGCCAGCUCGCCCUCAGUGAGCGCCGAGCCUGAGGUCAGCUCCAGCCAGCAGCAGCCCCAUGCCAUCCCUGCUGCCACCCCCGAGGCAGCAGUGCAGUCAAUGCCAGACCAGGAUGAGAGAGCAGCAGAGCUCAGUAGGGAGCAGAACGAGAAGACCAUUCGCAGCACACAGACAGCACUCCGCAAUUUCCGAGAGUUCCUCAUCUCCAAGUACCCCUCUGAGACCCGAGAGAUCUAUGUCAUACCCUGUAAAGAGCUUGAUGCCUACCUCGCUUCCUUCUUUGUGGAUGCCAGACAAAAGGAUGGGUCUGAAUACGAGCCAAACAGUCUGGCCAACUAUCAGUGUGGGCUAGAGCGGUAUCUGAAAGAGCACAGGUAUGGAUACAGUAUUACGAGGGAUAAGGAGUUCAAGAGGUCCCAGGAAGCUCUAAAGCAAAAGCAGAUAGAGCUGAGGUGUAAAGGUAAAGGAAACAAGCCACACAAAUCCAUGAAGCUCACCUUUGCUGAUGAGCUUAUUUUGCGCAAAAGAGGCUUGUUGAGUCGGUACAACCCUGAAGGGCUGCUGAACCUUGUCUGGCUGAACAACACUAAGGCAUUUGGACACUGCACAGGUUUCCAUGGGUCCACCCUCAAGUGGGGAGAUAUCCGGCUGCGGGUGACAGAGACUGGGUUGGAGUACCUGGAGUGGAUGGGGCCAGACAACGGAGACGUCAAUGCCAAGAGCAAGAGAGGCGGGACGGACUCCCGGGUGUAUGCCACCCAGCACUCGCCACAGACUUGUCCUGUGCAAGACUACAAGGAGUAUGCCCAGAGGCGGCCUCCAGCCAUGCGCUACGAGGAUGCACCUUUUUACCUGUCCAUCAAACCUGUUGUCAACUUGGCUGCACUUCACUGGUACAAUUGCCAAGCCCUGGGGAAAAACAAGCUUGCCAAGAUGGUAAAGACGAUGUGUGAGAAAGGCAACAUCCCUGGCAGGAAGACCAACUUCAGUGUCUACCAGAGCUGUAGCACUCUCUCAGAAGCGCAGAGCAACCAGCUGGUGCUGAUCUGCAAUAACUUAAGCCAGCAGGCUGCCCAGUCCAUGGCAAGCCACUCCAAUACUGGCAACUUCAUAGUGUCAGCGUCCUAUGACUCUUCUUCUGAUACAACUUGAAAGAGGAAUAUCAUUUGAACGCUUUCUUCUUUUUGUUUCAGGCAUUGAAUUUGUGCCCAAUAAUACACAUCAACUGUGAUUGUACACUAUUCCCCCGUAGCCCUUUCUCCAGUGCUAAUUCAGUUUAUAAAAAUAUAUAAAUAUAUAAUAUAUUUUUCUUUUUACAAAUAAGUCAAUAGAAAUAGUUUAGUAUCACUAACAUAGUAUUUAUAGUGUUAAUACAAAAAAUGGAAGGUACUUAUGGGUUAUAAUAUAAAUGCAGAUUUUAAAAGGACAAAAAUGGUUCUCAGGCAACACAAGAUAGACUGGAAAUACCCUUUUUAACAUGCACGCAUCAGUGAGUGUAAAUCUCCAGGAAGGCUUACGUAGCAAUUCUAUUUUAAAGCAUUUUUCAACUUCUUAUUUUAACAUGACCUCCCAGCAUGGAGGACACAAACUUAUCACUGGCUGCUGCUUCUUACCUGCUGGCCUAUUCUUGAUCAGCAAGACCAAGAAAUAAGAGAUACAUCAAUGUAAGUUCAUGAAACCAUUUACAACAGUUUUGUUUGGUUUUGGUUUGCUUCCUGAGGCUUAUUUAUGCCAGAUGGGAAAGAAGUCCUGAAGUCAGCUAAAGGCUAUUUUUAACUUCUUCUAUUUUUUUGAUGAUUUUCUGUGAUCAAAAUGUUAUUGGUCUUUAGACUAAAAAAAUAUUGUUUUCAACAGUAUGCAAAAACGUAAUGGGAAAACCACUGUCAUACACAUCAUUUUAACUGUUUAAGCACAGGUUGUUAGUAUCUUGUCACUGUGUGUAUUUAAUGUAAAAUCUAUUGACUUAGAGCCAUUCUGUCAGUACUCUGGGGAAUGCAACAGGCCAGAAAAAUCCACAAUCUUAUCCCAAACAGAAAAAUUGCAUCAAAUGCAUCUUAAGCCAAUAUUUGAAAUCCUCAAAAAAGUAGCGUAAGGACUGUAACAGUAUUUACUACAGAAAAUGAAAAGGCUAGGUAGUUUUAAGUACUGGAAAACAAAUAUAAAUCAGCUAGACAUAAUCUAAUUCUGUUGCAGACAGUGAAAAACAUGCAUGUGCAUCUGAAGGCAGAAUUGGUUCUUAAAGCCUUGAAAUAAUAAGUACUACUGUUUCAGGAUUCGACUUUGCAGCUUAAUUGUUCUUCUCUAAGUAUGUGGGAAAAACACUUAACACAUUCGGUAUUUCAGUGAAUGAUUAUAAUUCUUGACCUUUAAAAUUAUGUACAGUACUUCUUAAGUAAUUCACUUUAGUCUGUGUUCUUCUAGGGUGUUCUAGAGCCAUGAUGAGGAUGAUGAGGGUGGUCUAAUGCCCAGUGAAGUCAACGAAAGAGUCAGCCUCAGCUGACUUCCCAUGGGUGUUGGAUCAAACUAUUAGUGAGGGAUUUGGUUUUUUUGGUUUUUUUUGUUGUGUUUCUUUAUGCUUGUUUGUCUUUAUUCCUUCACGUUCCUUCAUAUCCUUCAUGUUCCUUAGAUCUGCCACUGUGCAGUGACUUUAAUCAUCACUAAUUCCAAAGAAAGGGUGAAACAAAGGUAGCGGACAGAAAUAAAAAUAACCUGCCUGGCACUAUUUAAAACCCAUUGUCUGUGUUGCUAGGAUGAAAUGAUCCUGUGUGUGAGGGAGGUGGCAGAAUGCCUGCAGCUCACUUAAGCCUUAUUGAAGGAAUGUUUUGUUGAUGGGAUAGGUAGCAGAUGUGCCGUCAGAAGGUCUAAGAGCAGAGAUCUCCACUAUUAUAAACAUCUGUCCUCCUUUGAAGCUUCCUGCAGGUGAUGCAGCCUGGCUCUGAUCUCUUUGUGCUCUACACGUAGCAAUGCUUGUACAAAGUCUGGUUUUCCUGUGUGCUGGCUGUCCUUGGGGUCUUUUAUGCUGUGGCAGUGUAACCACCAGAUCUGGAGCCUCUGAGUUACUGGCCAGUGUGCUUCGGGGCUGUAGAGUAGGCAGUGUCUUGGUGGGCAGAGGCAGUCAUUCACACUGCACAGCUGUGCUUCUGUGACUUGACUUUGGGGCUUGAAAACAAAUCAUGACACUACUGAAAUGAGUGUCUGUGACUUUCGGUGCCAUGGCAAAUCUGACUUGUCAGUGAAAGAGAGGAAAGCACCAAAAGUUUUGGGGUGCAGGCAGCAAGACAGCUACCCAGCUUCCAGAAGAGGCCAUACAUCCAAUUGCUGUUAGCACAGCCUUGCUUUUUCAUGGUAGUGCUUUUAAUGUGAUAUAGUUGAAAAUAGUUUUACAAGGCCAGUGCUUCUCUCUGUGGUAUUUAUUUGCAGUUUCCCACUGAUGACUCACACAGCUGCCCUUAGUAUUUACUAGACUGCAAGAGGUCCUAUGCCAAGAUGUUCCCUAGGGGUGACAGAUGAGUGUUCAACUGUGGAGCCAACCUCUAGGAAAGUCUUUUUUUUCUAUUUCUCCCCGAUGGGCACUCAUCUCAGCACUUCACACUGGCACCUAUUGCAGGAUCUGACUUGCUUCCCCACCUUGCCUAUCCUGCACUGAAACACAAGGCUGAGUGUCAGCUGGCUUUUGUGCCAUAUCCACUUUCCACCUUUCCUUUCCUACCCAAUCACCUUUCUUUGCUGCAAAGAUCAGCCUUCAGCUUAUAGGGAAAAGAAGCCACCCUAUGGUGUGGCUGUCUUGUGUCUCACUUCAAGCCCCACAAGGCAGGAAACCAGACCUCAUAACCAAAUUGCUUCACAAUGUUAUCAAGCCCAGAGCUUGGCAGUGAUUCACAUCUCCCACAGGUAUGCCUUAGGCAAGUUGCUUCAGACCGAGCUAUUUUGUGUGGGCUAUUUAGUGUGGUAAUUCCACAAUUAUUCUUGUCUCUGAGGAGACAUAUCACAGAAUCACUGACUGUGGAUAUGCCAUGUUGUAAGCAGGACUUUGAAAUGCUACUUCGCACCACUGCCGUGUAAUUUAGCCCCAACCAGCACAAAGCAUGGCUCCAUUGGUAAGAGCCACAAAUGCUCAGAGUGACGCAGAAGAAAAAGACAGGCACUCCUGUGUUUUGAGUUUGGAGGUCAUAAAAAGGAUUUCCCGUGGCUUCUUGGCUCCAGAUAUUAUAUAAAUUGUUGUUUGACACAGCUUUAGGAUGAUUUAUGCUAACGUCCAGACCAUGUGCUGAGUGAGACAACGUCUCUGACACUCUUAACUUAUCAGUGCACAUCAGCAACUUUUGCUUGCCGGGUAGGGGGACCACAGCUUAAUGAAUCACCAUGGGAGGGCUGUUAACCCACUGGGAAGGAGACUUCUGAUUUAAACCACUUUCAUGGGAUUUUCUUAUGCUGCUGGGAGUGUCCCAGUCGCUGCACCUUAUCUGACAGUUGAUGACUCAGGUGCUUUUAACUGCGUCCCAUUACUGCUCCACCAGCAAGUUCCAAUCGCUCAGCAGUAGUGUGCAGCUUCCCUGGUGCUUCCGUGGUGCCAGUGUGGCCAGGGGCUAGUCCUGCCAACUCUUACAAGCCUUCUUCUUUGCCUAAGUGAAGGAUUGGGGUCUUCUACCAAGGCUCUCGAUACUGAUUACCUUUUCCCAUGAAAUCAUAAGGGCACCUGGCAAAAGGCUGUGAGGCUUUGCUGUCGGACAGCUCUGCUCUGUUGAUGUUGUACUGCGAUGGUAAAAGCUGAGCUUUUAUCCUACAGUAGGGCUGUGAUUACCAUAAGAUGGGGGUAGAUGGCUCCAAAAUGGGGCUCCCUUAUUUUCAUUUCUUUUUCCCUUACUUUUUUCCUGCCACUUAUUUAGGUCUGGUGUUAGACCUCUUUAGUGAGUCAUUUCAACUCACUAGCCCAGCAGAAAAUGCAGCCCAAAAAGGGAUAAUUUUCUAUCACAUUACUGAAUUGAAUCUGUUCACAAAUUGUGGUGGAGAGCCAGUGGAGGAGAUGGAGGAAAAUGUUCCCCUACCAGUUUCACAAAGUUGUUAGCCUGGCUCAGCUCCUGCAGCCAUGGAAACCCGUCAAAAUGCACAGGCCUGCACACAGCAAGAAGGAGUCUGCACCACUAUUAGCACAGGCUUUCCCAUGUGGCCUUUUCAUGACUCCAAAUCAAGAGUCAAAGAUGGGGAUUGAACAUGGAUGUCACUGGACUGUUCUGGAUGCAGCAGUGCACUUGGAUCUGUUCAUGUGAUUGCACAUUUACCUAAGCAGAGCUGUGAGCACUUGAACAGCUUAAGCUCUGAUUUAUUAGUCGCUCAUGCAUGUAUUUAUGAUACUGUGGGUUUGCACAGUGUACAUUUGUUCAUGCCAGUAAUUGGAACUGAAGUCUGAUAUCUGGGCAUUGCAAACUGGGUGUUUAAUUUUCAAAUGUGUAUUUAUGCCACAAAAUGUAUUUUUAAUUGUAGGAGAGUGAAAUACUGUUGUGAACUACAUGGUAGACUAAAUUAGAAGGAAUAUUCAAAAUAAUGGCACGUACCUUGUUCAUUUGCAUAGUGCAAUAAUUCUAUGAUAGCAACAGCCAGGCUAUUGACAUAUAGGACAUUGUGACAAUGGAAACAGCGUCUCUGUUGCAGUUCUCCUUCAUGAAGAACAUCAGUAUUUUCGAGCUAUUUUGUGGUUUUGUUUUCAGAAGCUAUUCACCGGUAUUCACUCUACAGUGUAGUUGACCUCUUAGAAAGCUGUGUAGAAAAUGAGAUGCAAGCAACAUGUUCUACUACUAUGCGUGCUUUUCUCAGAUGUUUGUGACUGGAUCUUGUUCUGCAGUUUGUGCAAGCAGUGUGGGGUGGGAAAAUGGGGAUCAUGAAGAGAAGGUGUUGUGUUGCUGUAGAGCCUGGGCUGCCCUAAGGACUGAAACAGCCUUAAAGGAAACUGAGAUUCCUGUUGCACUAGGUUUCCUCCCUGUCCAGCUCAUGCUUACCCUUUCUUGUCACCAUGUCUGAGUACAUCCCAUUAAGUGCAUUGAUUGACCUGACUAGCACACAUGGUGUGUGGGCUGAUCAUUCCUCCUGACAGUAAGCGGCAAGUGACUGUGAUUGAAUGGUCUUCCCCAUCCCAACACCCCUGCUCCUCUCACUGUUCCUAAUCCUCUAAUAUUUACCUCUCCUGGCAUCUGCGCCAUGUGGCAAGGGGAGCGCUUUGUGCAGGGCAGCUCUUGACUGAGAGGUCCCUCCCUGCCUAUUAAGUGACCUUGUGCUUUGGGGAUAAUGUGCUCAGGGUGGACCACCUCAUGUUGGGUACUUGGGGUUCGUGUGAUACUACAUCUCUUGUGCUGGAAGCACUCUCCUCCUCUCUUCUCUCCUGCUUUUUGGGAGAGCGUUUUCAAAUCAUGAAAUGAAAUUCACUCCUGUGUAGAGGAGCAGGCCCAUGUCUGGCCUUCCACUGACAUUCUUAAAAUAGGACUGAAACGACUGGUCCUUAACAGUACAUUACUUUUGGGCUCACUUCAUCGUGGAAAUCUGUUCAUCUCGUGUGGCAUGGGGAACAGGGCAUCGGGACCCCCCUGACUCCCUUAAUUCCCAGAGCCAGUAUGAAUGUGUGGGAAGGAGAAGAGCUUACAGGACACAGAAAUGUAAUUUGAUUUGCCUGAAAUGAGCCAAUUCAUGCCUCUGAGUGAGGGUUGAGAAGGACUCAAUCAUUCACUAUGAAAUAUGGUGGGAAGUGGGUCUGUACUUCUUAAGGAGUGUUCCCUGCUGAACGUCGCUGUGAAGAGAUGGCAGCAUUGCUCUCCUUAUUCUUAAGAGAGAUGAUUUAUUUUCUUUUCUUUCUGUGCUUUCAUGUGCGUGCUGGAUCUGCACUCUCAGUUCUGAGAAGUGUGGAAAAAAGGCAAUUCAGCAUAAAGUAUGGCUAUAUUCCUAGCCAAAAAACUUGAACUACACUUCCUGCUGAUGGUCCCCAUGCACUGGACGUGCCUUGGUGGCUGGGGACAGUACUGUAUCAUCUGUUGUCUCCUGGCACAUCUGUUGGCUUUGUGCAGAGCCAGCAUGGGUAUUGCUGCACCACUCUCCAAAAACUGAGAAUCUGGGGAUAGCUUGUUGAGGACACCCCUGUCAGCCAAGCAUCUGCAUACCACUAACGGGAAAGGUCUUGAGCACAACAAGAUGAUGGUGCUUUCCCUAUGGACAGCUUAUGAUGGACACGUCAGGCUGCACGCUAUCUUCCCAAGGGUUUUGGAAAGCUAAGGGCCAGGAGGGACAUCACUACUUCACCUUUUUCACAGCAACAAAACUUCAGCUGGUGAUUGAGCUGUCCUUCUGCAGACAAGUCAGAUUUCUCUGAGUGCCCAGGAAGCUGCAUAGUUGCACUGCUACCAGCUCCACCCAUGCAAACCAGGUUCCUCCCUACUGUGCUGUCUUUGCCUGGGGCCCUGCGAAGCUCUGUCGAAGUUGUCCUCCUGCACCUCAACCCUUCCCGAAAGCAGCAGACCGGGAUUUGCAACAGUGAAAUGCUGGAAAGAUAAAAAACCCACAGCUUAGAGACACCUGUGAGCGUAUUGAGGAGUUUGACAGUAGCCGUUCACUCGAACAUGUUCAAAACAGUGCUGAUGUCUAAAGCUUUAAUUCCUAAUCUGAUGGGGGGAAAGAUGUUUGGCCCAAACUUUGCUUGUUACAUGAACUGAUGGGUUUUAACACAGUUGCUAGACUCUCUGUCUCAGGCAAGGAAUUUGUUUUCUUUGUUUUCUCUCUGAAUAGGUUUAUGUUAGUUGGCAAUGCAGACAAAAUUCAAAUUGUUUUAUUAUACAAAUGCCAUUAAAUUAGCUGUCCAUGCAUUGGGAAUGGACUGACUGUUUCAAAGGGAUUAGGGUGCUUUUGCCUAAUCUUUUAUUCUUGUGGUCGGUAUUCAUUACACAGUAGUCAAUAGCAUCUGAAAAAAUCAGUACCUUUUCAGAUUUUAGUUUGAUCUUUUGUAAUUGAUAGAGUUUUCCUUCACAGUGUGUAAGAGACUGGGAAGGUAGGUACUAUCAUUGAAAUUCAGUGGGAUAGAGUUUCAGUGGGAAUGAGGAGAGAUCUAUAGCACCUUCACAAUGCUUCAGGAAUCCACCUUUGUGGUUUUCCGGUAACUACUGAAGAAAACAUAAAAUGUUUUGGACAAUAGUAUUGGAUUAGUCUUACUUAUACUAGAAGACUAAACUCUUAAAAUUAAUUUUACAGGUAUUAUCUUUGACACUUCAGCUGUUAUUUUUGUGAACAAAGAUGACUCUCUAACAUUCCUCAUGCUUAGAAUUUUAUCUGCUUUCUGAAGCUGUAAUCUUGCCAAAACUGCCCUCCUUAAAUGUUCUCAUCUGGCCUAAAUCACACAUAGCCUUAUGUAGUCCCUGGUCUGCCCACCAUUGCUCCUGCCAGGAUUCCUCCUUCUCUUCUACUAUCACACAUUUAAUAAAGUAAAAUUUCCAGCCUGAAAAGAAGCCAGUGCAGGAGGUGCACUUCAGCCUCUUACCUCAGCAGUGGGUGUAAAAUAUAGAUAUAGAAAGCAAGGCAAUAGUAACUGGCUUCAAAUGGAUUUUGAUAAUUUUUGUGUAGGAAGACUAAUCUUCUAGUGUCUCUGAGGGUGAAGGUGCACUAAACAAUGACUUCAGUGUAAAUGGCUUUGUGGAGGCCUUUGUUUUCUGAAUAGUGCUUAUGGUUCAGGUCUUGCAAGCUUUGCCAUCUGCUGGAGCUUUAUCUGUAAGCAUCUUGAAAGACUGGGUCCCUGAGUGAGUGGAUGUGAAAUGCAGGUGCAAAAAUACCCAAAGCAUUCAGGGAUGUGCAGACAAAACAUGACAUAAAACGCUUUAGUGGAGUCUGCAAGGUGGUAAGAAUCUGACUUUGCUCCCAUUUAUGUCGGUGCCUGCAAGCCAGAUGGUGCUGCUGCUGUAGAGAAUUUGGUGCCAGGUCUGCAGAGCACUGUGAGAAAUACAUGCUUGUGCCACCUGCUGCCAGCCAGCUCGGGCUGUUAACUGCACGUAGCUUUAAACACGUGACUAGUCCCCCACAGGAGCAAAUGGGUCUAAAAUAUGCAGGAAAGGACAUUGCUUGGCUGUAGUUGCACUGUCAGUGUUUGGUUUUGUCAGCGUGACCCAUCUAUCUGAGAUCCAUCAGCAUAAAUCAAAUUAUUCAAGAUCGGAAGAAAAAGAAAUUAUAAGAUAGUGGAAAGGCAGUAGGAAAGCUGGCAAACAAUGGAUUUUUUGUCUUUUUUUCUAAUGAAGGCGAGCGUAAUCCUUAUCCUUCAAUAUCCUACUUUGUUUUACACUGGAAUUAGAAAAUCUUUUGCAUUUGUUUUAAUUAUCUGCUGGCUUUAACUUUGGCUUUGAAAACCAUUUUUGCUAUGACUUCCCUUGGUCUCAUGGUGAGCAGUACUAGGGAGAAAAAGCUGAAGGAAGGCUUUUAUCUUUCUCUGCAUGCAGUGUUUAAUCUUUCUAAUCUUUUGAUGUAGAUAUGUCUUCUCCCAUUUUGUAAAUUGACAAGAUUAGCACUGUUUCUCCCAAAACAGCUGCUGAAAAACAUUUUUUGCUUAAACGUAACCAAAUUUCCACCUAACAAUGUGAAUUCUCCUGAAUGACCAAUUCAUUCUCAGCAUUAAGCCUCUCUAUAAGGCUAACUUCCACUCCCUGACUUUAAUGACAACUCAGCUUUCUUAAGAACAGGUUGUAAAAAAGUAGAUUUUGUUAAUUCUUUUGUUUUGUUUUAUAAGAAAAAUAUUUGCUGUCUUGCCAAAUAUUAACAAUAAUAAUAUUAAUAAUACUUCUAUGCAUCGUGUGAUUCAGUGAUGUUGCCAUUGAAAUUUUGCAUGUUUUCUAGAUGGCCUGACAUUUGUAUAUUUAUGUGGUACUUGUAAAAAUGCUAACCAUUGCUGCUAUAAUCACCACCAUUUUAGGUAACUGAAAACUGUACUAUGAAGCUGUGCCAGUUAGGGGUUUUUUUGUGUGUCAUGGCAAAAUGCUGCAUUCUGCUGUUCAUUUCCUGGUUUAAGGCAGUAUUUAGUGCCUUCAGUAGAAGGAAUCAAUAUGUUGUGGUAAAUGGGAGGUGGCAAACUUCUAAUAUGUUGUUUUGCACAGAUGAUCACUUACCAGCUUGAAGCUUAAAAAAAGCAAAUGUUAAAAAAACUUCAACUCUCCAUCUUUCUUUAAAGUGUUUUCUCAUUAGUUUUCAUUUGGAAAAGAAACCCUAUUUAGUAUAGCUAAAAAGAAGCCAUCUCCCCCCGCUACACCCACAACAGCAGCAGUCUGCCAGCUAUGAAUGUGAGGGGUACAAAAGAAUGAGUGGUACCCAAAUGUUCCUGUUGGUGAUGAUCCAGUGAUUAGCCAAGGCUGUUCAUGUCAUUGCAGAGCAUGCUAAAAUGUCUUUAAUGAAAGCAUUCCGAUGAUUACCAUAAGAAACUGUUAGCUCUCAUAACAUUUCAGAGCCUGCUCUUGUAAACAAGUGUCAGCCUGGUCAAGUGGUGGAUUCCAGUCCUUGUUCUGCCUCUACGGAAGCCACACAUUGCUGCCAAAUGAGAUUUGGAUGAAGUUCAAGCCCAAGAUUUUUAUCUUUUUCUUUCCAACUACUUUCAUGGCAGGCAAGCCCUGUUAUCAAAAUUCUGACGUUGUAUUUUCAUUUCCUUUUCCACCCUCUGCUUAGAAUCUGGCAGUAUCGCAAAUACACAUGUAUUCAUUUUGAUUUUGAUUUUGAUAAGAUUUUGACAGGCUGAAAUCAUACCGUACUGUAAUCAUACAACAGAAACAGUCAGGAGGGAAAUACAAGGUGUCCAGCACUUUUCCCAACCUAGGCUUGGUCAACUAUACCUAGGUUGUCCUUCAAAAUAGUAUUUUGUGUGGAAAAAAAAAAAGACUAACCUUUGGUUUUCCAUCUCUGCUGAGAGGUGAAAGGCUGUGACACAUCUUGAUAAGACUUUUCAAAUCAGACUACCAACUUCUGUUCCCCAGCAAGACAAUUUACAGCCCUUGUAAUGUAAAAUACUUCCAAAAAAAGAUGUUAAUGCCAAAUUUUUCAAGGUAACUGCUCCUUUCUGUGAUAUCCAGAAUAUUUACAAAAAGCAAUAUUAAAGGGCACAGCCCAAAGCGCACUGAAAAUUGACCCAUGUAGUAGGUUGCAAGCCAGUUCCCCACAAACUGAUGAGUUUGAAAAUCUCAGCUUAAGAUCUAAACUUUCGCCAAGAGGUUGGGAUACUUAGAAGCCUUUUGCACCACCUCAGUUCCUAUCUCCUGGAGGGAAAAGGGCUCUCUUCAGAAGUGUUAGGUUCUUUUAUCGUCCUUUUAAAUUUAGUAGCUUCUUCAGGUUCCUCCUGCCACAUCAGAAGCCAGCUGAGACCUGAUACAAUGUGUUUCUCCAUUGUUUCACUUGUCCGGUAGCCAUUUACACAUGAACACAUGCUUCCACUAGUAUAAGCCAAGAGUUUUGAGUUUGCAGAGCUCCUAGCUAUGUGGUCCUAAUAGUAAAUAUGCAGGGCAGUGAUACACAGCAGUAUUUCCUGCUUUUCUUCUAUUUAUAGCUAGAUCUGAGCUUCUAUGGUCCCAUCUAUUGCACUAAUUUUCUUACCAAUUAGAAUUCGUAGCUUUUAUGUGCUGACCCAACUAGCCAAAACCAUUCAUCAGAUUAUUGAAGCACAGCAGCUGUUUUCCCCAUCUUCUCUUUUGUUGUAAUGCUAGAUAUAUGUGCAUUUUCGUUAGCUUAUAUUUGAACCCAGAAAGUGAUUAAUAUCCUUUAUUUAGCACUUUGCGUGCUGGAAACGCAGUUAUGUUUCUUCGAGUGCAGAGCUGGUGUUAGGAUUUAGCCUGCUGCUUGUGGCAAGUCAGAUGCUCUAGUGGCAUAUGUUUGCAUUUCACAAUGGUUCACUGGUUCCAAGACACAAGCUGGCUGAUGGCAGUGGUGUGCUGGUUCAGAAACCACCUUCCAAUCACUGUGAUGCCUUCAGUGUAUGUGUUGUCAAUACUGUAAUUGCUCUUGUAAUUGCGUUUUGUCUGAAGCUCUUUACAUUGCAGGACAACCUUAGAAAUAAAAUGUGGAAUUUUAGGCUGUGCUGCUGAAAGGAGUUAGAAAUGAAUUUUCCAUCCAAUCCCCUGUGGAAUUUGGAAACGCAGCUUUUUUUAGACCCCUUUGCAAGCCCCAGUUGUAAUCAGCUGUAAUUAAGGCAGAGAUCUUAGCAUGAGCAGUCCUACAUAUCUUCGAGUCAAAACGCAGUUUUGUGUACACAGGGCAUCUUACACAGAUCUCUUGCCCUUGCAUUUGGGAGAUUAUGUAUACGAUGGUUUAUUAAGGAGAAGUAGUAUUUUGAUACAUUUAAACGCCUUAAGCUCUGCAAGUCUAGAAUACCUAAGGGGGAGAGGUUACUAGGUAAUUUUCUGAAAAUGUGAGAAAAUUGUCGACUACAGACCAUUUUCAGAGCUACCUGUUCAAUCAUGUUGUCCUCAAAUUCCCUUCUUUAUGGAGUUGCACAAGGACCUAUGAAAAAUGAGCAAAAAGGCUUUGCUGCCAUACAUGAGAAAGAUUUCCUAACCUACUUUGAGCCCCAGAUCCCCAACUGGGUUUCCAGGGCUGGUAAUCUUUUUAAUUACCAGCUAGAUAAGUUUUGACCUAUGUGGAUGCCAUAUUGCUACUUCUGCAGUGUGUUUUUAAGAACUGAACAGGGUAAGGUCCUUCACAGGUGAAGGACAGUAUGGUCAGCAAAGUUGUUGCUUGUGCUAGUUGAGAAUGUAUUUUGUUAUGGGUGAGGUUUUUUUCUUCCUCAUGCAAGGCACUCUUCUUUAAUUGGGGAUGGAGUAAACAAGCAUAUGUUGUACUGCUGUCUGCCAUGCUUAGUCAGAUGUCUCCUUGAAAAAUGCUUUUUGAGUACUAUAGCACCCUCAAUAAGAAGAAAGUAAAACCAAGAGUUAUUUUUUUUAAUGGUGUCUGAGUUUCUUCCCAUGCUCAGUUGUCAGAUAAUUAGGCUUUUAAAAAGAGUGGGUUCAGUUGUGUGCUAAUUGGUGUAUGACAUUCACUUUUACUGUUCUGCAAAUUCCAGAGGUAUUCUGAUUUUUAUUGCACUUCAGAUCCAUUUUUAUUCCCUUAUGAUAACCUUUAAGAGGUCCGGUUCUGCUGCAUUAGAAGUUGAUUUCGGUGUUUGCUACUAUUGUAGUGUGACUUCUUAUUUUUUCAUUUGUGUUGGUACAGCCUUAAACUUAAAAAGUUAAAGACCACUUAAAAGUAAUCAAGAUAGUCAUUGAUGUCUGUGAUAAGUGCAUGCUUUAUUCACAGUGUUUUGUCUGUUACUAGGUGUAGCAACCAAGUCUCAUGUAUAUAAUAAACUGUUUCUGCAAAGCUGGCUGCUUUCUUUAAUCAAGUGAAAAUAAUUUACUUGGCAUUUCAAAGCACAUCAUUGUAUAUAAAAAGCACAGCUCUCUCUUAUGGUUUUCAAGUAGGAGUAUCAGCAUAGCUGGGAAGUUCCCAUGGACCUGUGAUGCAUUUUGAUUAGCAGAGUGCAAAUAGGCUCACCAAGAAAUAGUUGCUGUUGUAACCUGUAUUUUUCUGUGUUUCAAGAAAAUAUUUAAACAAGUGCUUAAGUCCUUCCCUGCUCAGGAAUGUACUUACAGACAAGCUUGACUUGAACCAUGUGUUCAUUUAAUCUCAUUUCAUUAGACUGAAAGUCGGCGUCCUGAGAGCUUUUUUGGAUUAAAGAAGUUUUCUUGAAUCUGAUCUGGUUACAUUGAUUCCAAGACACAGUUCAGCUUGAAGUGAUUUAUUUCACACUUAGAAUUUCAUCACUAAGGUCCACAUAAUUUUGUUCUAAUCUUCAUCUAGAAUAAAAUUAAAUGUACAUCUAAGGAUAUGCAUCAUUUAAGGCAGUUGCUUGGCAGGCCUGAAUUUUCUGUGUUCAAGAAGUAUUAAAAUGAAAAGACCGGAAAACUAAGGUUAAUAAAGCCCCUACACUGUGAAAGAAAAAUAUUCAGAGUAGAAAAAUCCCUUGAGAGCUCCAACAGAAUUCCACUGAGCUGCUGUCCAUGGAAUGACAACUGUGUUACAGAAGGUCAGAGUGUAGCAUGAUUUUUCACCUCAGAGCUCCUCGUGUACUUGCAAUGUUUAGUUAUUCUUGUCCCCAUACAAAAUGGAAAGGAAAACAGAACUGGAAAAGAUCCUGCUUUGAAUGUAUACCGAGGAAAUGACUGGAAGAAGUAUUGAAUGUUGAGGAGACAGGAUACUAUUAGCCGUGAAGCUAUUAAAUACAUAAUACAAGGUGAUGCUAUUCAUCUGCAUUUGGAAGGUGAUAUCUGUAUGUGAUGGACACUCCAAAAUGGUCUUGGAGGCCCAGGGUGGCCAGAUGUUCUCACAUUCAGAGGUUUGCCUGAGGAAACUGUUGAGCAGAUAGGCAUUGUCCAUUCUAAAAAAACAGACAGCUAAACUGUGUCCUAUACAAUGCCAUCUGCUAUGGGCGUCACCUUUCCACAUUGUCUAUGUCCUUCAGCCCCUUUGUUCUGCAGCCCUUUCUGGAAGAGAGACUGGUUACACAGUUGUAAAAUGUGGUCAUCAGACUGCUCAACAGACAAGAACAGAUAUUGGUGCUGGCGCCUGCAAGCCAGCAGGGACCACAGGCUCCCUGUGUCCCUGCUCACCUCCCGAAAGCCAGGUGGCCUCUAAACAGCAUCUAAAAUCCACUUUCUGGACAACAGUGGUACCUGCCAGGAGCCUGUGAUACAUGUCAGUAUCUUUGCAGCAUGGACUAGGACAAAAAUUAGUAGAAGCCAGUUAAAGUUGAGUAGAAUCUGAGGAUUUUAGGAGAAUCCAGAUAUAGCAGAGACCUUUAUCUUCUUUCCCUAGGGUAGAUGUGUGGGAGGUUGGUACGUUCGCUUCUGUAAAGGGAGGAUAAAUAAAAUCUUUUGCUUUUUUGAUGUUGUACCACCAAGACAGUGACUGCUAAUUUGCAGCAUGAACAGCAAAAGCCACUGUGCUAGGAGCUGCCUUUGCUUUAGGGGAAGAAUGCAGCCAUGUAAAGAGAAAUCAGAUCUGUGACCUCACCAGUUUUAAUGGCUUCUUAGUGACUUGGCUGGCAACCUUCCUCUUCUUCCCUCACCAGAUGCACAAAUGGUGCAAGCCCUGGCCUUAGCAUUGAGCAGAGCAUUACAUUUCCAGACAUUUACCAUGUGCAUUUCAACUUGAAAGGUCUGGCAUGUAGUACGUACAAACUAUCAGGUAAUAGCACGGUUGUCUGCAAGGAUGUAGGGCGUGUACAAGUUUUGGCAAGCAGUGACAACUAUAACUGUUUUUUUCCUCUGCAGUGUAUCACAUCAGGGACAGAAAUUUGGCGGGAGGCCUUGUGCCUGUGCAGAUGACCAUUCUCUGUGAUGUUGCAGGGUUUCUGCCACAAGUGUGGCAUCAGGUGCACUGAACACAAAGGUGACUUUUUCAAAGGAAUCAUCGUUACUGCUGUUGAGGUGCUGCAUACUCGCAUACCGUUGCCCUUGUGUAGCCUCCAGGAAGAAGGAAGCACAAGUGUAUUAUAGGUGAGGGAGUAGGACUCUGAGACUGAGGUUCAGUAUCUUCUCUAUGUUUAUUAGUUAUUUGUGCCAUACCUACAG
Messenger RNA from Cuculus canorus (common cuckoo), 16888 nucleotides. RefSeq names its product KIAA1958 ortholog. The record is from RefSeq and is a predicted model, not a curated record. The transcript has 3 exons. Bases 249 to 2444 code for a protein of 731 amino acids. Lineage: Eukaryota; Metazoa; Chordata; Aves; Cuculiformes; Cuculidae.